CCUUGGGCAGCAAGAAGAGACUGGGGCUCUCUACGUUGUCCCCUCCGCUUGCCACCUGGGAUCCCUUGGCAGAGUCCUUCUAGGCUGCAGGCUGGAAUCUUGACCAUGGAACCCUGAAGUGACUCUGCUUUCCAGAGCUCAGUGGCAGACCGUAGCACUCCCAAGCCCUUCCUGCCUCUCUCACAGCCCAGCUUUCAAGCUCCUAGAGGGAGGGGAUUCAGAUUUCACUAGGCAGGGGGUUUGCAUCAUGAUGCUCAACUCCGACACCAUGGAGCUGGACCUGCCUCCCACCCACUCGGAGACCGAGUCGGGCUUUAGUGACAGUGGGGGCGGCCUGGGCCCGGAUGGUGCUGGGUCGGGGGAUCCCGGAGUGGGACAGGUCCGGAGCUCGGAGCUUGGAGAGUCCGGCCGCAAAGACCUGCAGCACCUGAGCCGUGAGGAGCGCAGGCGCCGGCGCCGCGCCACGGCCAAGUACCGCACCGCACAUGCCACGCGGGAGCGCAUCCGAGUGGAAGCCUUCAACCUGGCCUUCGCCGAGCUGCGCAAGCUACUGCCCACUCUACCCCCGGACAAGAAGCUCUCCAAGAUUGAGAUCCUCCGUCUGGCCAUCUGCUAUAUCUCCUAUCUGAACCACGUGCUGGACGUCUGAAACUCAGCCCGCUUCCCGCCCUGGAUUCUCCCCUUCUCUGUCACCAUGCAUUACUUAGAAUGGCUGGCUCCUUCCCACCCCAGAGGACCCGGCUCACACCGCUAGUCCUGAAGGCCAUUUUGUUUUCACUGGCCCAGGCAUGUGAGGGAUGUUCUCAUGGGUUCUUUCAGAGAGUUGUUCGGGGCCUAGCUGAUCAGAGUUGCUUGCUAGAAUGGUUGGAAUGGAGUCCUUUUGGGCGUUUUACUAAACCUAGCCUCUACUCAGCUGCUGCCUUUUCUGCCCUAUGUCCAAGUUUUCAGAGACCCCGACCCUGAUUCUCUCUCUUUUGGCAAUGGUGGGGCUCAGCCUUAGAAUAUAAGGGAAAUGUCUCCUGGCAGAGUGGGGAAUGGGUUCCUAACUUCCAGACUUGUCUGUCCAUGCCCAGGGGAGGGAUAGGUUCUUGGAACACAGAGAGAAGAGUGAGGCGACUCCUGGGUAGCCAGGGACUGUAGAAAAACUCUGCCUUUCUUUUGUCUAUCUUGUUCCUGAGGCUUAGCACACACAGACCUCAGAUGUAACUUGGUAGUGAGUGCCUUUUUGGAGCUAUCUGGCUGUCCCUUCCCACUUCUGCCAUCCCAGCUUUCUCCCUCUCCCUGUGCCAGCCAGAAAUAGGAAAACCUCA
Messenger RNA from Psammomys obesus (fat sand rat), 1310 nucleotides. RefSeq names its product nescient helix-loop-helix 1 (gene Nhlh1). Lineage: Eukaryota; Metazoa; Chordata; Mammalia; Rodentia; Muridae. Gene Ontology annotation, biological process: regulation of transcription by RNA polymerase II. Bases 248 to 649 code for a protein of 133 amino acids. The record is from RefSeq and is a predicted model, not a curated record. Gene Ontology annotation, molecular function: DNA-binding transcription factor activity, RNA polymerase II-specific; protein dimerization activity; RNA polymerase II cis-regulatory region sequence-specific DNA binding. The transcript has 2 exons.